GGUAGCUGUUGCAUUGCAACCCUGGAGGUGGUGAGCGUGAGUGCAACUGUGGAGGUGGGAGAGUGCCUCUCAAUAAGCGCAACUUGCUUCUUUGUUGCGAUGUGAUGAAAAAACUCUUAGUGGGUUUCUGCUGGUAAUCAACAUCCUUGGCUGCUUCUAGAAUGCGCACAAUUACAUCGUGCUGCGGCAGUAGCUGUCUCGCCUCCAGCACAUCAACAUCUUCACCCAAGCCCCGGAUGGAGUACGCCGAGGCACAGCAGGCAGCAAUCGCCCCAGAUGUGCAUGUGCAUAGGAGACGCGCAUCGUGCGUUCUGGCCGAGGACGAUGAGAACAGGGAGGUUUGCGGCUGCGACCUGACAACAAGAGGAGCUUUCUCCUCACGAGAAUCCACCACACCGAAACGAAAUCGGCCAGGAGACCGAAUUGGAAUUCCAUGUGGCCGCUAUGAUCUUUUUGCACAGGUGCACGACGCCCGCAAGACGAGGAUCAUGCGAGGACAAAGUGACAAUUACAAGAACAACUCAGAAAAUGAUAAAUCGCGCAGCAAGAUGAAGACGACCAUGUCGACGUCUUCCUGUGUCGGACGCGUGUCGGCUUCAAGAAGCAAAUUUUCAAAAUUCUCCUCCCUUCUCCUCUCCGCCUCGGCUGUUUCCGCCACCAUAGUGGACAUGGACAUCAAACCCCAAGGGGCGACGGUCACAACAACGGACAGCACAUUUGCUCUGUUGGAUCGAGAAAACGGAGCAGCAGAAGGCGGUGAAGGGGAAGCCGAACAAAAGGAAGCUGGCAAUGAAAAUGAAUAUGAAAAACAAGAAGAUCCGACAGCAGCAGCAGCAGCCGAAACCUCCGCAACACAAGCGGCUGCAACAACAGGAAGUACUUCUAGCAGAACAAAACCAUCAGACUCCGCUUCACGAACUGCAUCUUCGCCCGGAAGCCUGAUGCAACGCGAGGAAACAACUACAACUGUGCAGAAAUCAGAACAGCGCACAACGGUUGGGCAAACCGUGAGUAACAUUUGCCUUGCGGUCAGCACGGCCUCGAAUCCGGAUGUCUGCCAGCAGAGCUGCUUGGCGUAUUGAAUCUAGUGAUGUUUUAUUUCAUCUUGAUGAAGAUUCCGCUACAUGCAUGACAGAUUUUUGUUUUUCUCCACUAGAGAUUUCACAUGACAAAAUCCAACCUACACUGAUCAAUAGGUACUACCUCGCCUGCUUUGGAUACGAAGGAACCGACACGUACAAGAUCAAUCCGCCGACCUACGAGGGAUAUGAAUUGCAAAAGUAUCGUACUCGUCGUAGUAUUUGUAUUGCAAUACAAAUUAGGUCAGCAUGAGAAAUGAAUAAAUUUGUCAUCAUGCUGAUUUAGCUUGAAAAAGAAAUUUGUCUUGCACGACUGCAAUUAAGACGAGCACGAUGAAUUUGCACAGAAUAAGGGAAGGUGUGCCGCGAUUCUUCCGACCUGUCACCGCGCGUACAACAAGUUUCAGUACGACUGCGACGGGAACGUCCAGCUAGCGGCAGGCACCGAGAAGCUCACCGUGAAUUACCCGGGCUACGGGGAUUGCGCCGCUUUUCUCGCCACGACCACCACUACCCCGCUACCCUGUGCAAAAGUAUCGUACUCGUUCUCGUAUGGAAAUCAUGCAUUACAAAUCUUUUUCUUGAGGUAAAUCAGCAUUACAGAUUUUAUUUCUCAUGCUGAGAAAAUUUGUAAUGCACUUAUAUGAGUACGAUACCAUACUUUUGCAAUUCAUACCCGCGCUCCAUGAUCGACCGGCAUUUCUACCACAACGGCACCGUGACCGCCAUGAGCUGCGACGACCUGGAAAGCAAGGUCGGCAACGGGGAUAACAUGGAGACUCUGUUAACCGCCGGAGGGAUAACCGCGUCGGUUCGGUACGACAAGAAAAAGCUCAUGGACGAGGUCGUGUUUGGCGAGUGCAAGGCAACAAGUUAUGCAUCACAAAAGUAUCGUACUAGUAUGAAUCGCAUCACAAAUCUUCUCAAGAACAGAAAUGCAAUUUGUCAUGCUGGUUCCGGUAGAAAGCAGGAUUUGUCAUGCACAAGUGCAACAUAGUCAUAGAACUACAACGAGUUGUGCGAUACUUUUGCAGAUGAUGCGAGUAAGGAGACCGCCAGUGGGAAAACCGCGGAAUGGUUUGGGGAAAGAACGGAUUUGCUGACGGAUUCUGAUUACGCAUGGCAACAGGAUCGUAGCUAGUAUGGUUCGCAUGACAAGUUUUUAUUUGCAAGAAAGUAGAAAAAGAAAUUUGUCAUGCACAAUUUUGCUAAGCAACCAGAUCUGUCAUGCACAAAUGCGAAUCAUACAAGUACAACGAUUUGUAAUGCAUACUGACGGUUGUACGGUGUACUGCGCGACGUGUGGGAAGUAUCCAAGAAAAAAACUGUGUUGGUGUAAGUCUUUUGGGAAAACAGCAUCACAAGUUCGUCUGCCAUGACAGGAAAAACUUGUCAUGCACAGAUAGUAAGGGAAAACACAUAGGAAUGGAGCCGAUCAUGCGUGUCGAGCAUGACAAGUAUAACUGUUUUGCAUUUUCUGCAUCACAGAUUAACACUUACACAGUUUUUUUCCUGCAUAGGAUGGGCGUGUGCAGAAAGAUCGGCUGCAAGGACGAGUAAGUGGGAAUUUCUUUUUUGAUGUUGUUGUGGAAGUAGGUUGUCAUGCAGGUUUUGGCUUUGCAUGGGGGCACUUUCGUGGCGUCGAUGCAUGACAAAUUUCGUUUUGAAAAAAAUCCAAACAGCGACUGCUCGAAGAAUGUGGACCAAAUCUGCGGCGACACGACCAAGUUAGGAAGAGAGGAAGAUGGGCAUACAUCCUUGGCGCCAUCUUUGUAUUGCAUGUUCCGCAUGAUUGCAUAAGUAGAAGAUUUGUUUAUCUGAUUUUCAUCCGGGACAUGCAAUACAAACUGGACGACAGUGUGCGCAAAAGUUUAUUUCUACUGGAUAAGACUGCCAUCUGUGCUACUCGAACAUCUGCCUCGACAACAAUCCGAGUUUGAGUCGAUGAGGCGGAUUUUGAUGGAAAAUCAUUAUAGCGGUGAUGUGGAGGAGGGUCUUGGGUGCAACAUUGUUGUUGAGGCGAUUGAAAGUAAAAACGAUGAAAAGAAAAACAUGAAUUGCACGAGCACGUGCACGACCAUAAUUAACAGCAUAUCUUGCGUUGGAAACAACAACAACAGCACCAUCGAAUCACCACACUAUUUCUGCCAGCCGUCGUUCUUGCUCCCCCUGUCAGGAAGAGCAGCACC
Messenger RNA from Amoebophrya sp. A120, 3268 nucleotides. The record is from the annotation of a GenBank genome assembly. NCBI's taxonomy places the organism in Eukaryota, Dinophyceae, Syndiniales, Amoebophryaceae.